GAGUGCGGCCAAUGGCGACGCGGUUGCCAUGGGCACGGGAGGCGGUAGUCAUGGCGGAGGCUGCGAGUGGCGUGGUGCUGAGCGGGGCCGAGAAAGAGAAGCUGCGGGAGAAGCUAGCAUUGCUGAGGAGGGAGUACAGCGAGACCGUCAGCCGGCUGCGGAGGGCGCAGAGAGCCGAGCGGGCCAAGAGCCACGGCGGGAAGGCGGCGGCGGAAGGAACCCGGCGGCCCGGAACGGGGGAGGCCCCGCAGAGCCCCGCAGGCUGUAGUGAUAACGUAUCUCCUGGUGCUGAAAGACAUAAAACAUGUCACCUACAGACUGAAACCUCCUCAGGCCCUGACACAAAAGUGAAAACAUCUGUCACGUUCAAACAUAAUCCUGAGUUCUUCAAUAAUGAAGUUAGCUUGCAGGACAGCUCACAGGCAGAAAGUACACAGGCUAGCCAGGAAAAUGCUUCCUGUGGACUUCCUAUGCUUGCCACUGAGGAGAAAAAAAAACAAACUUCGAAAAGCAUGAUGAAGCUGAGGAGGAGGACAAAGAUUCUGGUGUCAGAGGGAAAGGAAUCAGCGCAUGAUGUGCAUCUCAUCAAUGCUGAUGUAAUGGUGAAAAACCAACCUGCUAGCGUGGAGGAACUUCGGUCACCAGUCUUCAGGCGAAGCAGUUUCUCAAACACUGAGGACAGUGCUCAAAUAGAGUCCAGACCACUGCUCAUGGAGAGACAGGAAAGCAGUUUAACUCCUCCAGGUGCAGAGUUUGGAGUUCCACGGGACAUGCCUGAGGGUAGUAUUCCUCUGGGAGUGUCAGAGCUGUUGCCAUGUGCUCUGGGGUACAGCAGUGAUGUCUGGCAGCCUGAGUCCCCAGGUGCCACAGUCACAUCUGAUAACCGGGAAGCUGCACAGCCAUGUUCAGAGAGUGGUGAAUCUGUUUCACUUGAUGCCAGUGGUAAAAAAGAAUCUUUCAGGACAGUAAAAGAAAGGGACAGCGAGAGCAUGUGUGAAGAUCAGGGAGAAUUACGUAGGCUUUUGGAUUUAAUGUCAGAAAAUGAGGUGUUGCCCACUGAUACAAGUAACAAUGUGAUUAAUGAGAGCAAAAUCCAUGGAGGAAAUCAAAAUGACGCUGGUAGUUUAAAUGCCUUUCCUUCAGAUCUUCCUCUGGAUAAUGCUGAAAAAUUGGUGGAGAAUCAGCAGCUUGAAAUUCAGUCAAGACUUUCUCAUCAAGAGAGGGUUACAACUCCUGAAAGUGCACUGAACUCUUGCACGGUGGUUGAAGGGCUUCCCUUUCCAGUUGAAUACUAUGUCAGGACAACUCGACGCAUGUCUAAUUGCCAGAGAAAAGUGGACCUUGAUGCUGUAAUUCUGAGCCACCUGGGCAGGAGCAAGAAAGGUCAGAGAAGUAAAUGCAAGCAGAAAGAUACAAGCUUGGGUCAGUCCUCUCAGGAAACUGUUGAAAAUCAUUUGGAGUCAGAAGUUGUGCCAUUCCCUUUCCUUUGUGCAGAAAGUGAUCCAGUGAAUUCUAGUCCUCAGAAACAUAUUCUUACAUCCAGUGGUAGCAGCACUUCACCUGGAUCAAUUUCUCAAAACAGCAUCAGAAGCACAAAGCGAGACCAGAGACAAUCACAGAGGAAACAAAAGGGAAAAAGAAAGUCUACCUGCAAACCCCUUCUGAACGAAACAUCACAGGAACUUAUAGAAAGUUUGGAUCUUGGAAUGCCAAGGGAAAGCAGUAGUCUGCUAUCAAAUGAGUAUCAGAGUGAAAAGGAGAACUGUGAGGCUAAUCUUGAAAAAUCAUCUUUGGAUGGGAGACAGUUUUCUGUUGCUGCAGCUCUUGGGUCCGAAUUGACAGGUAUGAUACAGCCAACAAGUACUGAUCCUCCUGGUGGAAGCCAAGUACUUGGCAAAUGCAGCGAGUCUCGUUCAGAACAAGUCCAGAAUCCACUGCAGAAAAGUGACUCUCUGAACCCAGAGAAUGAAACUUUUACCAGCCACACAAGUGAUCUGGAAUGCAACUUAAGCGUGUCUGAUAAACAUCCAGUGAAACAUGUUAAGAAUCAGCAAAUGCAAAGAGCCUGCAGGGCUGAGCAGCUCCUCAUAGUCCCUCUGCGCCGCUCCCUUCGCUCCUCUGCAAGACAGAGAAACAGUCACAUCUCAAAAGGUGAGAACAAAAGAGGACCUGGCCAUCAAGUGGAUUCGGAGGGUCCUGCUUCUCUUGGCCUUGCUGCUAAAGACCCCGAUAUGUCCGGCAAUCUCUUUUCCUUCCGCAGUUUCCAGUGGCUGGUCCCCAAGCUGGAUAUCAAAGACUUCCAUCUACCUGAUGAGGAAUUUGGACUACUAAAACUUGGGAAAUAUGAAUCUUCCCCUGGGAACGACUUGGAGGUUUUUGUUCCUAGUGUGUUUGGAGAUGGUGUGGCUUCAGAGGAUGCACAAACUCUAGAAAUAAAUGCAGAAGAAAAAGAGCUUACAACUAAUCUGCUUUCACCAUUCAAAAAUGGGUUGUCUGAGUUACCUCAUUUGGAAAGCCCAGUUGCCAACGUGGAACUUUCUACAAAUGAAAUGCUAUUUACUCCCAUGGGGACUGUCUUAACUGGUGCUCCUGCUCAGCAUGAGUCUCAGAUUUCCUCAUCUGUUUUUCCUGUCUUGGGUGCAACCCCAGCUGUUUUACCAUCAGUAUGCAGCAAGGUCUUCCCCAAUGCAUGUUCUGUACCUCCUUUGCAAGUGAGCCUGCAUUCCUCCAAAGAAGCACCUGCACAGGUCAAGGAUAGUAGGGAAUGCAAAGACUCUGCCAUUCCACUGCACUUGGACAACUGUGGUGCAGGAUCUGCUAGGAAGGAGGAAGGACAAGGUACAACAUGUCAUUUAGAAGUUGAAAGAUGUCCUAGUAAUAGAUCAGAUGGGGCUGUGGACUUGGAGAAGCAUCAGCAAUCACAAAGCAAACAUGAGGGAUCCAGCAGAGCUUCUCCUGAGCAGAAAAACACGGAAGCAGAACAGUUGACUCCAGUGCUGCUCGAUGGCUUGAGAGAAGAGAACUUGCAGUUCAUUUCAAAGCUAAAGGAUUCUUCAGGUUCUUGUGCUGUGGAUGUGAGCAGUGUGUGGUGGGGAGCAGCCGGCUACAGAGAGUUGUGUGUGGUGACUGCCUGUGAGAGUUCAGUUUCCCUGUGGAAACCUCAGGCACCUGACCACUGGGAGAAGGUCUAUACUUGGCAACUUGGAGAGAUUCCUGUAAUACAGAUCAUUCCUGUGCCAGACACCUGUAACCUUGUGUGUAUAGCACUGGGAAAUUUGGAGAUUGGAGAAAUAAGGCUCUUGCUUUAUUCUUCUGAGAAUGACUCAUUCAAGCAAUCACUAGUGAAAAGUGGGAAUAUAAAAGCUGUUCUUGGGCUAAGAGAUGGGAAGCUGAUCAGCAGCAGCAGAGCCAUGCAAGAGCAGCAAGUGGAAAUAGUAUCACUUUCAGAGACAGGAAGGUGCAAGGACAGACAGACUUUGAUGCCUCCCGAAGAAACUGUUCUGGCUUUUGCUGAAGUAGAAGGAGUGAGAGACGCCUUGGUUGGCACCACUGCAGUAAACAGUGUUGUAGUUUGGAAUUUGAAAACAGGCCAGCUCCUGAAGAAGAUGCACAUUGGCUAUUCCUACCCAGCUUCAAUCUGCCAUCGAGCAUAUUCUGACUCUGGCCUUCUGUUUGUUGUUUUAAGUCAUCCCCAUGCCAAAGAGAGCGAGCUGUGUGGAAACCCCGCGUUCCGUGUGAUCGCGUUCAACCCGAAAACAGCCAGAAGCACCGGGGUGAUGUUCUCCUCCCUCCCACCUGGACACACUGGAAGGUACCUGGAAGGGGAGGUGAAGGACGCCUGGGCUGCAGCCGUGCUGACCUCGGGGGCCAUCGCGGUGUGGGACCUCCUGCUGGGCUGCUGCACCGCGCUGCUGCCGCCGGGCUCGGACAGCCGCUGGACUCUGGUGCGCUGGAGCGCGGCGGGCGCAGGGCUGCUGGCGGGGCGGGCGGACGGCAGCGUCUGUGUGUACCGCUACGCGCGGCGCGGGGCGGUCUGACCGUGCCCCGCUCGGGGCUGCGCGCGGCGUUUGUUGCUGUUAUUAAAGUGCUUCGGUUCGGUGA
Messenger RNA from Gallus gallus (chicken), 4101 nucleotides. It is a transcript of the gene PALB2, whose product is annotated as partner and localizer of BRCA2. Gene Ontology annotation, biological process: double-strand break repair via homologous recombination. The transcript is spliced from 13 exons. Gene Ontology annotation, cellular component: nucleoplasm. NCBI's taxonomy places the organism in Eukaryota, Metazoa, Chordata, Aves, Galliformes, Phasianidae. Gene Ontology annotation, molecular function: protein binding; DNA binding. The record is from RefSeq and is a predicted model, not a curated record. The coding region runs from base 12 to 4037 and encodes 1341 amino acids.